Messenger RNA from Sceloporus undulatus (fence lizard), 600 nucleotides. RefSeq names its product NOP10 ribonucleoprotein (gene NOP10). Gene Ontology annotation, cellular component: box H/ACA snoRNP complex; box H/ACA telomerase RNP complex. The coding region runs from base 120 to 314 and encodes 64 amino acids. NCBI's taxonomy places the organism in Eukaryota, Metazoa, Chordata, Lepidosauria, Squamata, Phrynosomatidae. The record is from RefSeq and is a predicted model, not a curated record. The transcript has 2 exons. Gene Ontology annotation, biological process: positive regulation of telomerase RNA localization to Cajal body; ribosome biogenesis; snRNA pseudouridine synthesis. Gene Ontology annotation, molecular function: box H/ACA snoRNA binding; telomerase RNA binding.
UGGCUUUGCACGUGGCAAACUGGAGAGAAGGAAAUCGGUUUGCACCGGUGGCAAGCAAAGCAGAAAAAGCUGUUAAGGUUCAUAUAUAUAUAUAUAUUAGCAGCUCAGGUCUGGGAGUGAUGUUUCUGCUGUACUAUCUGGAUGAACGAGGAGACAGGGUCUAUACCCUCAAGAAGGUGGAUCCCUCUGGCCAGCCGACAUGUUCAGCUCAUCCGGCCCGCUUCUCCCCAGAUGACAAAUAUUCCCGACACAGGAUCACCAUCAAGAAACGCUUUGGUGUCCUGAUGACCCAGCAUCCUCCGCCUGUUGUGUAAAACCGUGAACCUUUCAUGCCAGCUGGAACCUUUGCAGCCUAUCAAGACGAGAUAAGGUUCUUCCAAAGCAACCUUGAAGAAGCUGACACAGGAAACAACAGAUAACGCUUUCUGCAUUCCACUGUGCCCCUAGGACUUUUAUAGAGUUCCACUAUUGGCGUUUUGAAACUCAGCUUCAUUCUCAUGAUAGUGUAUGGAAACAACAGGACACAUGUGCAUUCUGCUUGAAUUCUUUCUAUUGCAUCUCUCUGUGUGAUUUUGAAAAUAAAAUGAAUUCUUCCAUUGC